UUAUCACUGAACGGUGCAUUGCUUCCAGGACUCCUGAGUAUAAAUUUUUGUAACCACUGUUUGUACGAAAGUAGGAAGUCAGGAAGGCGAUUUGGCUGGAUGAAGUGCUGCCGCCACCAGGGUUUGGUUUCUGACCAACGAUUUUCGUUCAAAACGAUUUUGGUUCAAAAGACGUAUGUGUGAUAGAUGCAAUGCAUAUUCAUUGAUCUGCAAAGGGCAUCUUUUGGAAACAAGAACUCCGGCAGCCUGGCACAGGCUGGAGGUCUGCCAAGACUGCUUGGGAAGCUUGCCACGCUGUGAGCGAGAGAAAGAGAGAGAUGAAGAAAAAAGGGAAAAAAGGCAAGACUUGGCACAGCUCAGUCAAACCGGCUUCUUUUGUCUGCUUUCUCAGCUUGAGCUUCAGGAAAGAAAACCAUCUUGGGGUAAACAUCAUGUGAAUGGGAAUCGCAUGGCUGAACCUUUUCCAGAGGGAAUGCACAUGGCAAUAUUUGGUAUGGGCUGUUUCUGGGGAGCAGAAAGAAAAUUUUGGAGGCAGAAGGGAGUCUACUCAACUCAAGUGGGCUAUGCAGGGGGACAUACCCUAAAUCCUACCUAUGAAGAGGUCUGUUCAGGAAAAACUGGCCAUACCGAAGCAGUGCGAGUGGUAUAUCAGCCGGAAACCAUCAGUUUUGAGAAACUACUCAAGGUCUUCUGGGAGAAUCAUGACCCGACGCAAGGAAUGCGGCAGGGGAAUGAUGUCGGCACGCAAUAUAGAUCUGCCAUCUACACCUACUCCUCAGAACAGAUGGAAGCCGCCCUGAGAUCAAAGGAAGAUUACCAGAAGGUAUUGACAGAGAACGGCUUCGGCCCAAUCACAACUGAAAUCCGAGAAGCUACCGAGUUCUACUAUGCUGAAGAUUACCACCAGCAGUAUCUAAGCAAGCACCCCAGUGGCUAUUGCGGACUUGGAGGCACUGGGAUUUCUUGUUCCGUUGGCGGGGAGGAGUGAACUUUCCUUUCCAGGUUUGGUCUGUUUCCUAAUACAACCGACAGAGAAAUAUGAGUUUUUCAGCUUGGAAGACUUUUCAAUUUACUUCUUGAGUGGGCUAAAGGAACUGUGGCGAUGUCCUCUGAAGGUUGACCAAGAUCAAGUUCUUUUUCUUUCCAUGGGCUCCCUGUAGUUUCAACGUUCAUGGGAGUAAUUGUGUUCCAUGUAAUAGCUGUAAUAAAGAUUGAUCCUUCACUUGCAAUGAUUGAAUUGCUGCGAAGAUACCUACAAUAUCCUUUCCGUACUGCAGGUGGCCAUUUCUGUAUUGGUUCAUUUCAUCUGCAGGUUCUGAUAUCUUUUUCCACACCAAUUUGCCACUUUUAGUUUUAUACCAUACAUAAGAAGAGGUUAAAAGCCUGCUUGAGUGAACUUGGGGGAUUGUGAACUUCCUUACUGUUCAAUGAUGUAAGGGUCCCCAUUAAAAUUUUACGUAUUUUUGUCUUCCAGCCAGCCUCACCUUGCAGGCCAUUAGUGUUGACGUUCUUCUUGAGCAAUCUCACCAAUUCCCAAAGAGCUUCCUCUGGGUUGUCUUAAGUAAACAGUCGUGUUCUCACUCCAAGCCAAGCCAGCUUUUCCAACUUGUCCUCAGCCAGUUUUUAAAGCUUAUCUAGGGCUGCAAAAGCAGAUUCACAAGGAACUGAAAAGAAGCUUCUUUUAUCUUCAAGAAAUAUUCCACAGUCCAUCUUCUGUAUUUCUUUGGAAACUGUAGCAAUGCAUGUAUUUUCAAACCAGCUGUGGAUUUGGCUGUCUCUCCAUUUUAUUUAUCAUCCGUUCGGUUGCUUGUCUUGCACUCUUGCUCUCCAAUAUGUAGGUUAAGGAUCUAAAUAGCUAAAGCAGUAGGUUGUCUCAUCUUUUCUUUCCUUGUAGCCUUUGCACCUCAUGCAAA
Sphaerodactylus townsendi is the source of this 1913-nucleotide messenger RNA. It is a transcript of the gene MSRA, whose product is annotated as methionine sulfoxide reductase A. The record is from RefSeq and is a predicted model, not a curated record. Gene Ontology annotation, cellular component: cytoplasm. The transcript is spliced from 7 exons. Bases 176 to 988 code for a protein of 270 amino acids. Gene Ontology annotation, molecular function: peptide-methionine (S)-S-oxide reductase activity. Gene Ontology annotation, biological process: cellular response to oxidative stress. Lineage: Eukaryota; Metazoa; Chordata; Lepidosauria; Squamata; Sphaerodactylidae.